Messenger RNA from Eutrema salsugineum, 1191 nucleotides. RefSeq lists its product as uncharacterized. The record is from RefSeq and is a predicted model, not a curated record. The transcript has 3 exons. Bases 1 to 1191 code for a protein of 396 amino acids. NCBI's taxonomy places the organism in Eukaryota, Viridiplantae, Streptophyta, Magnoliopsida, Brassicales, Brassicaceae.
AUGGCCAUGUCUCUAGAGGAGGAAGAGGUGCCGUUCGAUCUACCUGAUACCCCAGCUUACUGUUCAAGUGAUAAAAAUGAGUUCAGCCUGAUAGGUCGUCUCCUGAAUCCAGACUGUCAGAGGAUGGCUAACCUGAUUUUGGAUUUGCCUAGAAAGUGGCAAAAGUAUGAUAGAGUCAGAGGGGUCCAUACUUUUAAUGAAUGGGCUCUAGCAACUGAGCGUUGGGAAAAGCAGCCUUCAAGUGAGACUCUGCAGUUUGUUCCUAUCUGGGUGCAAAUUAGAAACAUUCCUAUCAAUCACUACACUGAGGAGGCGUUUACUGCUUUAGGGGACCUUGUUGGUCUGGUUACUGAAAUUGCCUUCGAUCCUACUAAAGCGAAGAACAAAGAGUUUGUGAGAGUGAAAGCGUUGGCGGCUGAAAGAAGACUUGGUAGUUCUCCCCAAAAGCAGAUCCCCAAGCCUGUUCUGCUGGAAUCUGAUCCUCUGUUUGGCGUCCUUGGUGAGAAUCAGGUUGGUGUGAAUCCCUUAAUGGGUCGACCGAGGAUUGUAGCCGAGGUCUUACAAGGAAUGAGACAAUACCUUCUAAUUGCUAAUGGUGAUGAUCGUAAAGUCAGAGAAGAUCGUGUGAAGAAAUCUGUAUGUGAGGCUGAGAAGAAUUUAAUCACGCAGAAAAUAGUUUUUCGUCUUGAGCCGGUUCCAAUUAUCACUCGUGAUCUUAACAAAGGUAAAGGUCCGGUUUUUGGCUAUUCUUCCGAAGACUCCACGACUAAAACCGAAGAAAUCAUGCCUCGUUGUCAAAAGCUAAUGUCUGCUGCGAUUCGAGCUGAUGCUAGUUCAAGGAGAAUUGAUGGGCCAAAUCCUUUUCAAGUCGUUCCUGCUUCUCUUGGGUUUUCUGUUGAAUCGUCUCCUUUUCAGAAUAGUUCAACGGGUUACAGGAUCGGGCACUCUGGUGCUGGUCCUUCCAGAACUAUGAUGAAAAAAUCAAAACCUAGAAAGAGGCCCCCGAAGAGUCGAAGGAAGUUAAAAAAAAAAUUGGAGAGUUCCAUUGCUGAAGAUGUUGAGAAAAAUAAGGGUUCUUUGGUGGGAUCGAUGGAGAAAAGGAAGGCUGUAAGUGAUCUGGAGAGUGUUUCCAAAGCCGCAAGGUCAAAAACACAUGAGAUAGUCCCAAAUGAGGGACUGUCCAAUCUUUAA